Symbiodinium natans is the source of this 5511-nucleotide messenger RNA. Lineage: Eukaryota; Dinophyceae; Suessiales; Symbiodiniaceae. The record is from the annotation of a GenBank genome assembly.
AUGCUGGCCCCUGCGUUUGCAUGGUCGCCAGCAGCAGCAGCUGCCAACCAAAGACUGUUGCAGCCUGCCUCGGCGCCACCGACUCCUCUGCCGCGCCUGCGGGGCAGCGUGGGAGCACUUCGAGCCGGGAGGGCGGCGAAGGAGGGCUCCGAGGCAAAGCCCACCCGGCAAAUCUUCAGCUUGGCUUGGCCGGCCGUUCUUGGAGCCUCCAUCGACCCCUUGCUCUCCCUGCUGGACACCUACUGGGUGUCGCGAUGCCUGGGCAUGCUGUCCCUGGCUGCACUGGGCCCGGCUCUGAAUGUCGAGGAUUGGAUGUUUGACAUCCUCAAGACUGUGCAAGUGCCUGUCCGCUCGCUGACGUCGGAGUCGGUGGCAGCUGGACGACCCGAAGAAGUGCAGGAGACCCUGUCCCAGGCACUGUGCUUCUGCUGGAGGGUGGGGCUCGCUGUUGCACUUCUGGGAUCGGCGCUGUCGACCCUUCUUCUGAGGCUGUCAUCAGUGGAAGCCUCGUCGCCUUUGUUGGAGCCAGCCAAGGCCUACCUGGUCCCGCGGCUCUGUGGGGCUCCGGGCUUGCUGACGCUGAUCGUUUUGCAGGCUGCGCUGUCGGGGGCCUUCCGUGACACCUCAGCAGUGCUUCGCUUGGUCCUCCUGGGCGCCGGCCUCAACGCGCUGCUCACCCCGCUCGGCGUCGCCACCCUCCACGGGGGCACCGCUGGGGCUGCGUGGGCAACGACCGCAGCCUGCUACGCGUCCGCCGUCGCCGCCUGGGUCCUGGUGGCCCGCCGGCCGUCCAGCGGAAAGCCGUGGCUGCCUCCUCCAGGGCAGGUCUUCGCAGUGGCAUUCCUUGGGAAGCCCAGCCCCAACCAGAGCGCCAGCAGUCGGAAGAAUUGGAUGGCUUUGCUGAAGGCAAAUGCCGCCAUGUCUGUGCGAACCUUCUCGUCGCUCACAACAUGGCUCGUAGCAUGUGCCAUUAUCACAAAGAUUGGGGUGGCACCUUUGGCUGCGCACACCUGCAUGACAAAAACGUUUCUGAUGCUGCUCUACUUGUUGUAUGGCUUCCAGCUGUCGGCACAAGUCCUGGUCAGCGCCGAUGUUGUCCGUGGCGACCCGCGGCGUGCCCGCAACACGGCAGUCCACGCAAUCCGCCUCGGAAUGGUGGUGGCGAGCUUUGCAGCCCUGAGCCUUUGGAGGGGGCAUGAUUUCAUUGCGAGCGUGUUGGUCAGAGAUGAGACGGUGACUGCAGCUUUUGCCACCUUGGUCCCACCGGCCAUGGCCAUGCUGCUCAUCUACGGCGUGAUGUGGGUCGCCGAUGGAGUCCUGUAUGGUCUUGGUGAGUAUAUUUGGACUGCAAAGUGCACCUCCUAUGCCGGUGCUGCUGCAGUGGCCGUCAUGCUUCUGCUUGCCCACCGAAAUAUCACUGCCGCCCAAGUCUGGUGGAGCCUGAACAUCAUGAUGGCGAUCCGAGCCGUUUUUGGAGUCCGAAAGGUCUUCUUCAGUUCCAGCUCUCCGCUGUCUAGGCGCUCGCUGCAACUGGGCCAGACGCCAGAUGCCCUCUUCGAUGCCCUGUCUGCGGGUCGGCAAGAAGUUCGCUGGCCCGACUUUCGGGACCUUUUCGCCCAGCUGGAGCCCUCGCUGGGAGAGGAUCAGCUGCAGCGGCUUUGGACCACUUUCGAUGCCAAUGCCGACGGCGGCAUUUCUCGGGAGGAGUUCAAGAAGCAGCUUGCGCAGGUUGAGGCGUCAGCAAAGCCCAGCACCACCAAGGUGGAUGUAUCGGAGGCAGAUCUGCUUGUGUAUCUUGCACUAGCCGUUUUCCUCACUGACACAGUGGGCUUUGCCAUGGACCCGCUUUUCCGGUCCGUGGCUCUGAGCUCCCGGCGCCUCUCGAGCUUGGCUGAGCUGGGAGCCGAAGCAGCCGCCGCCCUGAAGGGGUCGAAGCAGAACGUCACCAUCUUCGAGAGCACCACGGCAGGGCUGAUUCAAGCGGCCCUUCAGUCGGUGCCUGGGGCAUCUUCCUACACCACGUGCGGUGCCGUGACCUACGGCAAGGACAAGGCCCAAGCGGUCUUGGGAGCCGUGGAUCUGGGAGUCCCGAGGCCCACCGAUGGGGCAUCUUACAAGGACUCCAAGAGGCAGUGGACACAGCGACUGGCGAGAUACAAGCGCCAAGAAGUUGGUGCGACCUGGUGCAUCUGCGAGAGCGGAGCCUGCGGCCCAACCUUUACAUUUCCCGACGUUACCCAAGGCUUCACGGCCAUCUUUGUGUCAGGCCCUGUUGAGAAGGGUUUGUUUGUCGAGUCAGAGACGAACGAGCGGGAAGACAACAUGUGGGGUUUCACGAAGCUCGCCUUGGAUCUUCUUGCGGAGUGUAUUGAGGAGAGCAGGGGUGUGGCGACAGUGGCUUCAAAGCAAGUCUUGGUGGCCAAAGAAGAUCGUUAUGGAGGCGUUGAGGCAGAGGUGUCAGGCUCCAACAGCGACUGCAGCAACUUCGCGGUCGAGUUACGCCAGUACCUUCAAGCCUGGACUGCAGCUGGAAAGAAGGGUAUUUGGCUCAAGGUUCCACUUGCUGCUGCUGCGUGCGUCGGCCCUGCUGUGGCGCAGGGAUUCGAGUUUCACCACGCCAAAGCUGAAUAUCUGCUGUUGACACGCUGGCUCAGUGAGGAGCCAAACACAUUGCCUAAGUAUAGCUUUACUCAGGUAGGUGUCGGAGGAGUUGUCCUAAACAGCAAGGGGGAGGUCUUGAUGGUGCAGGAGAGGAUCUCUCCGCUACCACAGUUUCAGGGAAGCUGGAAGCUACCGGGUGGGCUGGCGGACCCCGGUGAGGACUUUGCAGAGACGGCCGCGAGGGAAGUGCAGGAGGAGACGGGGGUCACUGGCUCGUUGCUGGGCUUGGUGAGUUUACGCCACAGCCACGGAUAUCGCUUCGGGCAGGAUGACAUCUACGUGGUUGUCAAGCUGCAGGCGCUCGAGGAAACCAUUCGCAUCGACCCGCAUGAGCUUAGCGAUGCGCAAUGGAUGAGCAUGGAUCGCAUCCAGUCCUUAGUUGCCGAGCCGGGGCAGUCAUGGGAUGGUAAGGUAUCAGAGAACACUUGGCAGGUCAUUUCGAACGCGCUUUCAGGCGCAGCGAUCGAGGGUUCCGCCCUGCCGAACUCCAGGGGCGGCAAGAUGUCCAUGCUUUACACGGAAGUCUGCUCCAUGGUCACGGCCAUGCUGCGCAGGGAAGGCAAGACUCAGGAUCAGCUGUUCGAUGCCUUGGCCAAUGGACGCCAAGACGUUACGUGGUCCGAUUUCCACGCUCUCUUUGCGCAGCUGGUGCCUGAUUUGGGAGAGAAUCAGCUAAAAGAGCUGUGGCAACAUUUCGACAAGAAUGGGGAUGGAGGGGUCUCCCGAGAAGAGUUCAAGCAUGCACUUGGCGCAGUCAGCAGAUCCGCAGAAGACGUGGCACAAGACGUCUGCUCUCGCGUGAUGGCGGCACUUGUUCGCGAAGGGAAGUCCGUCGCGCAGUUGUUUGACGCACUCUCCGGGUCGAGGAAUACGGUGCAGUCCGCCGACUUUGCGGAGUUCUUCCGGUCGCUCGAGCCUAGCCUCACACAGAAGCAGCUGGAGCUCCUCUGGCGCACUUUUGACAAGGACGGCGACGGCAGCGUCACGCGCGAGGAGUUCCAGCUGGGCUUGCAGCCGGGGACGCUCCAGCGUGAGGAGCAGCAGGCGCCGCAGAUUUGUGUACGCAUCGCGUCUGCUCUUUUCCGGCAGGGUGUGGCCGUGCAGCAGCUCUUUCAAGCGCUGGCAGGGCCGAAGGAGAUGGUGGUGUGGGCCGACUUCCGCACCCGCUUCCAGCAGCUGGAGCCGUCUCUUGAGGAGCGCGACCUGCAGGCCUUAUGGAAGAGCUUCGACAAGGAUGGUGAUGGCAGCAUCACCAAAGAGGAGUUCUUCCUGGCACUGGAACCUGCGACCCGGCUGGUCAUGGCCAAGAUGUCCGAUGUGAUCGCCAGACUUGCGCUUGCCCUGCAACGAGAGGGCCAGAGCGUGGAUCAGCUCUUCACAGCCUUGGCCACCGAACAGGGAACGGUGUCAUGGACAGCUUUCUGCUCGAUGUUCCAGCAAUGGGAGCCUUCACUCACCGAGAACGACUUGCAGGGCCUCUGGCGAAGCUUUGACAAGGAUGGUGAUGGAAGCGUUUCAAGAGAAGAGUUUCUCGGAGCGCUCAAGCCGACCACGGAAGCUGCCCAAGCUCAAAGCGAGGAGGUUUGCCGGCGGGUGGCGUCCAUGCUGUUCCAGAACGGCAAGAGCGUUAUCCAGCUCUUUGAUGCUCUGGCUUGUGGGAAGGCUGUGGUUGCCUUUGAAGACUUCCGCUCGCUUUUCCAGCAGCUGGAGCCUUCUUUGACCCUGCAAGACAUUCAGAUCCUGUGGCGGGCGUUUGACAAGGACGGCGACGGUGGCGUCACAAAACAAGAGUUCAUCAAAGCCAUGGAGCCCUCGGCAACGAUGGUCGUGAAAAAGGCCGCAGAGGUUUGCUCGCGAGUCGGGCAGCUUCUGCGAAGAGAAGGAACGACCUUGGACCAGCUGUUCGACAGCUUGGCUGAUGGCGAGGUGAUGACCUGGGACUCCUUCUGCUCCUUCUUUCACACCCUGGAGCCGUCGCUGUCAGAGGUUGACCUGCAUGGGUUGUGGUACACCUUCGACAAGGAUGGCGAUGGAAGCGUUACGCGACAGGAGUUUGUCCAGGCAUUGGCGCCCACGAUGCAGGGCGGCGCUCCGACAGAGCCAAAGGGAGCACCAGCCGCAGCCUCGGACUUGUCGGCCGCGCUUUGGGCUGCCAUGUCAGAGGUGGCGGCCCUCCGCGCAUCCGGCGUGCCCAGGGGCAGCCCGGCUUUGCACCAGGCAGUGCGGCAGCAACUUGCAGCCUUCGACAGCAUGCAGUCCGGCUUUCUGGAUGCUGAGGCUUUUGCCAAGGCAUUGCGCUCUUACAGCCCAGCAUUGCCGGAUAUGGCCGUGGAGGUGUUGCGGCAGCAAGUUUGUGAAGCUGAUGGGAAGGUGCAGGUUGACAGACUGGCACAUGCCUUGGCAUGCUCCCUCUGCCACGGAGGCGCGUUGCAGUCGGAAUCACUCGGAGGGCAUAUCCUGACUGCGCAGACGCGCGACUCGCCUCGCGCCCAGGCUGGCGGACCGCUAUGGCGCACGGGCGCGCUGGCACUGCUUCUGGCAGUUGGGCUUUCAAGCCACUUGGCCUUCAUCCCGAAGGUGGCGAACGCCGCCACAGGAAGCCUCUUGGGACUGCUCGCUGCUCCGGCCGCGUGGGCUGUCACUGAGGGCUUCGAGGACUACAAUAAGCUCGCGGUCAAGGCCGCCAAGCCGAUCGCUGAGGCACCCAAGCCCGCCGGGGACGGCCCAUCCGAUGCCAUGCAGGUGAUAGGUGGCGCCGGAGCCCUCAUUGUUGUUGCCCUCUUUGCCUUCGCAGCCGCCGUCUUCGCCGGCAAGCGAGACCCCAACGAGCGCGACGGAAAGCGCAUUUGA